Molecule: messenger RNA, 2262 nt
Organism: Strongylocentrotus purpuratus (purple sea urchin)
Lineage: Eukaryota; Metazoa; Echinodermata; Echinoidea; Camarodonta; Strongylocentrotidae
Product: gastrin/cholecystokinin type B receptor-like
Exons: 3
Coding region: 668-1834 (388 amino acids)
Biological process (GO): G protein-coupled receptor signaling pathway
Cellular component (GO): membrane
Molecular function (GO): G protein-coupled receptor activity
Source: RefSeq, a predicted model, not a curated record
GUUAGCCACUUUCGAUCCAUAUCGCAUCUCUAAGGUAUUGUCUUCAGAAGAAAGAGAGUCAUCAUACUCUACCGUUUCCGUGAACGGAGUCUCAUUAGAGAAUCACCGUCAAGGCUAGACGUCACAAAAACUGAUUCGUGCACCGUUUUUUUUUUCUUGCCUUUUCAAUUUCGUGCAGACAUAUAACUGGAAGGAGCUUUGUCGUACAUAGCGGGUUGGGUAAUUGCUCUCAAACGAAUCACAUUUUAUUUUCAACAAGUAGGAGAAAGUGGACUCAACAUCUAAAAAUAUAGCUCAUUUAAGUGGUGCGACGGUAUUGCAGACUGAAUCAAAUUGGUUCGACAAUGCACUUCGGUGUCUCGCAUUCGAGAAUUUGAACGAACAUUUUGACAUUAUGCGUGUGCAAUUAGGCUAUCACUGGUAAUUUCCUGUUUUCUCAUAUUCCAUUAAAAUCGAGGAGCAGCAUUCGACAGUUUGGUGCAGUAACAUAGUUUUCGGUGUUUUUUUUUAGAUAGAAAAGAAUGCAUUAAUGAUAUUUCACGCCCAAUGAAAACUGACAUGGGAAUACUUGCGGAGAAGUAGAAACCAAACACUAUUAAUGUAACAUUUCCUACGAUACAAUUGCAUACGACUCUGCUUAAUCGAAUGUGGACGCGCAUGUUGGAAAAUGGCCGCGUCGCACUUCAUGGAGUCACAUCUUCAAAACGAGACCGUCGGCAUGACUACAACGCUGUCUCCUGAUGGAGAAAGCACUGCCGCGAAUGUGGAUGGCCUAGGGUGGUCGGUGAGUCGCAUUGAGAACAGCUCGCUGGCACGAACCAUCUACGGCCUUAUCGCCCUGAUAGGAAUGAGCGGCAACGCGCUUGUCUGCUUCGUCCUCUUGCGCGUCCCGUCAUUGCGCACGCGCACUAGCCAAUUCAUCAUCCACCUUGCCGUGACCGAUUUCAUUACGUCAUUUUGGGUGAUACCAUUCCACCUGUUCCCGUUCACGCCGCCUAUCCCUCGGGGGUUCGCUGGCGAGCUCAUGUGCCGGUUCUACGUCUCCAAGUACUUAAUGUGGGUCUCCAUUUUCGCCUCCGUCUACAGUCUCGUUUCCAUUACUCUCGAGCGCUACUUCGCCAUCGUGCACCCGAUCAAGUACAAGACGACGUUCUCCCUCAAGUAUUCCAUCGUCAUCAUGAUCGGAUGCUGGCUGGUAGGGGCGAUCUCGAACUCGUUUUUCUUCUACGUCUACGACUACGAGGAUGGGACAUGCCUGUUCCUGCCUUACCCAACAUUGUAUCUUCAAAAGGUGAUAGGGGUGUAUAUCUUCUCGUUGAUCUACUUCAUUCCCAUCACAUUGAACCUCGUAUGCCACGCCCGGAUGGUGCAAACCCUGAAAAAGCAAGCAAAGCUCCUCGAGGGAAAUAGGUUUCAAGGUAACGAAGGCAAUCGCAAAAAGCAGAAGGAAGCUUGGCAGCUCAAGAUCGUUCAGGACGUCCAGCGGAUGCUUCUCGUCGUCGUCAUCACGUUCAUGAUCUGCUGGGCUCCAAACCAGUUCAUCUUCUUGGCCUUCAACCUCGGUGCCAACGUCGACUUUACCUCCUGGUACUACCACUUCUCCGUGAUCCUAGCCGUCUGCAACUCGUGCGUCAAUCCAUUCAUUUACGUGUUCAGGAACCGAGAUUUCAGGCACGGUGUCGCGAAGGCAAUCGGUUGCGACAGAGCGAUUCGUCGAUUUGCCAACCGUGUCCGAGCGGUGGAUCCAGGAGUGGAGUCCGGUACAGCUGCAGAAGGCACGGACAAUCCUACAACGGGGACUAUGGGGAGCACUCGAGUAGCAUUUGACAACUGAACAGAAACACCAAAUCAUUUGAUUAAUAUUGUACUGAUUUUCAUUUAAUUACCAGACAUUGAUAUUAAUUUAUGAAGUAACAACUUGAAGGUCCAUAACCGUAUGGAUGAGAAAUUAUUAUCACGAAGAAUAGGGCUAUACAAUUAUGCUCAAGAGACAUUGUCUCUUUUUUCAAAAUUCCAUGUAGAAGCUUUUCAAACAACAAUGUAUAUUGUUAAAAUGUACUGUAUAAUGUAGACUAAACAUUUUAACUGAGUAAUAGUAGUACGGGUUCAAACCCGUCUCCCGGCAUUGUGAAACGGCCAUCAGUUUUGCCAGAAUAUGCUAGAAUAAAUGUUCUUGAUAAUAAACAUGUGCUCAGCUGAAUCUAGGUAAAAACAACCUUUAUCAUUUUAAAGGACAAGUCCACUCCAAAAAUGAUUUACUUU